GGGAGGAGGGGAGGAGGAGGAGGAACGCAGGCGAGAAGGCAGUAACUUUAAAGCCAGCCCAGAACCGAGAGCUACAGCCUAGUGGUUUGCAGCGGCGGCGGCGGCGGCAGCGGCGGCGGCAGCGGUAGCGUCGUGUCUCCGGAGUGUGUGUGUGUGUCUGUGUGUGUGUGUGUGUGUGUGUGUCUGUGUGUGUUGUGUGUGUGUGAGAGAGAGAGAGAGAGAGAGAGAGAGAGCGAGUGUGUGUGCGCGCGCGCUUGUGUGAGUGAGUGUGUGUGUGUGUGAGUGUGUGUGUGUGAGUGUGUGUGUGUGUGUGUGUGUGUGCGUGCGUGCAAUCGGACUAGCAGCGCGUAGCUCUCCUCCAGCUGCUGGAAAUGUCCGAACACAAGGCAAUUGAUCCGAAGUUAUCGACGACGGACAGGGUGGUAAAAGCUGUCCCUUUUCCUCCAAGUCAUCGGCUCACAGCAAAGGAAGUGUUUGAUAAUGAUGGGAAACCUCGGGUGGAUAUCUUAAAGGCACAUCUCAUGAAGGAGGGACGGCUGGAAGAAAGUGUUGCUUUGAGAAUAAUAACAGAGGGUGCUUCAAUUCUUCGACAGGAAAAAAAUUUACUGGACAUCGAUGCUCCAGUCACAGUUUGUGGGGACAUCCAUGGACAAUUCUUUGACUUAAUGAAGCUCUUUGAAGUGGGAGGCUCUCCAGCCAACACACGAUACCUCUUCUUGGGGGACUACGUGGACAGAGGGUACUUCAGUAUUGAAUGUGUGCUGUAUUUAUGGGCCUUGAAAAUCCUUUACCCAAAAACACUGUUUUUACUUCGUGGAAAUCAUGAAUGUAGACAUUUAACAGAGUAUUUCACAUUUAAACAAGAAUGUAAAAUAAAGUAUUCAGAAAGAGUAUAUGAUGCCUGCAUGGACGCCUUUGACUGCCUUCCCUUGGCUGCCCUGAUGAACCAACAGUUCCUGUGUGUACAUGGUGGCUUGUCACCAGAGAUCAACACCUUAGAUGAUAUCAGAAAAUUAGACCGAUUCAAGGAACCACCGGCAUAUGGACCUAUGUGUGACAUCCUGUGGUCAGACCCCCUGGAAGACUUUGGAAAUGAGAAGACUCAGGAACAUUUCACUCAUAACACAGUCAGGGGUUGUUCGUACUUCUACAGUUACCCUGCUGUAUGUGAUUUCCUACAGCACAAUAACUUGUUAUCUAUACUCCGAGCCCAUGAAGCCCAAGAUGCAGGGUAUCGCAUGUAUAGGAAGAGCCAAACAACAGGCUUUCCUUCUCUAAUUACAAUCUUUUCAGCACCAAACUAUCUAGAUGUGUACAAUAACAAAGCUGCAGUAUUGAAGUAUGAGAACAAUGUCAUGAACAUCAGACAAUUCAACUGUUCUCCCCAUCCUUACUGGCUUCCAAAUUUCAUGGAUGUCUUUACCUGGUCCUUGCCAUUUGUUGGAGAAAAGGUGACAGAGAUGCUGGUAAAUGUGCUGAACAUCUGCUCAGAUGAUGAACUAGGGUCUGAAGAAGAUGGAUUUGAUGGAGCCACAGCUGCAGCCCGGAAGGAGGUUAUCAGGAACAAGAUCCGAGCAAUAGGCAAGAUGGCAAGAGUAUUCUCAGUUCUGAGAGAAGAGAGUGAGAGUGUGCUGACUCUAAAAGGCUUGACUCCUACGGGAAUGCUUCCCAGCGGGGUGCUCUCCGGAGGAAAACAAACCCUGCAGAGCGCUACUGUUGAGGCUAUUGAGGCUGAUGAAGCUAUCAAAGGAUUUUCACCGCAACAUAAGAUCACUAGCUUCGAAGAGGCCAAGGGCCUAGACCGAAUUAAUGAGCGGAUGCCUCCUCGCAGAGAUGCCAUGCCCUCUGAUGCCAACCUUAACUCCAUCAACAAGACUAUCUCUUCAGAGACUAAUGGCACUGACAGCAAUGGCAGUAAUAGCAGUAAUAUUCAGUGACCACUUCCUGUUCACUUUUCUUUUUUUUCCUUCCUUCCUUCCUUCCUUCCUUCCUUCCUUCCUUCCUUCCUUCCUUCCUUCCUUCCUUCCUUCCUUCCUUCCUUCCUUUUCUUUUCUUUUUCUUUUUUUUUUUUAGCUGCAGGGCAUGAUGGGGAUUACUGCACACCAGCAGUUGGGUAGUGUUGCCUCUGAUUGUGGCUUACUUUCUCUGGGGGGCCAGGUGUUGGAUUCAGUUUACACUAUCAGCUAGAAAAAGAGAUAGUAAACUACAUUUUGAUGAAUGUGGGGUGGGGGUAGUAAACACCUCCUUGGGAUAGGCCUUUAAAAAAAAUGCUCAUAGAAAAACAAACAAAAGAAUGCUAAGGCUGGUGUAUAUUGCAAAGUGAAGGGAAUGGACACAUUUUCCUAUUGCAUUGUGAACUUCUAGAUAGGUUAAUGAAAGGCCUCUUCUUAUGUUACUGGAUAUGAAGACUUUGUCUAAUUUCUUAUUCUAUUGUACGUUUACAGUUGCAGCACUAAAAAUGGAUGACAUCAAACAUUUUUAACAAAAUGAUGUACAAACUAAAUAAGGACUAUUUAUUGAUAAUGUUUUGCUACUCUUGUCAGACAAUGGCUAUAAACUGAAUUAGGCAGUCUUAAAAAAAAGGAAAAAAAAAAGAAUGUUACAAAUUUGUUAAAAAUGCCAAAAAAAAGAGGACAGUUUAAUUUUGUACAGAUUAUGCUUACCUCAGGUUUCUUUAGUGUGCUUGAAUGCCCUUCUUUCAAUAUUAUACUUCUCUUACUCAUUUGGCAAUGAAUAUCUUCUUUUUCCCUUUAAGUUUAAAAAAAGAAAACUGGAAUAAUUACAUCUAUCUUUUUUUGCUGUUUAUAUUUAGUUUAGUUUUUUUUUUGGUAAAUCAAAUCUUGGUUGUGGCUUGCUGAAUUUAAAUAUUUAUGAGUGGUGCAUUUUUAAGUAUAGUGAACAAGACACCAUAUUAAGUGCAGUGCAAAGCAUCUAUAUUCUGUAAAAAUCUGCCUAUGCAUGUUUUUUAAGAAAAAAAAAUGGCUAUAUAGGCCUGUAUGGGACUGUAAUGCGCUUAGUGGUCUGACUUAUACUGGAAAUGUAUGUAUAGUGGCAUACUUUAUAUUCUCUAAAAAAAUGCUUAAUGCCUUUGAAAUUUUGUAAUCACAAAAAGCUUUGACAAAAUCUAAAGGGGAGAGUAUUCUUAAAAGUUUUUAACAUAAGCUUGUCAGUGCACAUAAUAGAUGGUUAGCAUGUUUAGCAAACCUUGUGAACUUUAAAUAAGUUUGUAGUUACAUGUGAAACUAAAUGCAUGGUAACCGUUAAUGUCAUAAUGGUUUAGUCAUUUUGUUCUGUUCUGUCACGUGCCACAAAAUGUGUCAUUUUUUCACUUUUUUCCCUUUGUAUAUCAGUUAAUGGGUUACAACUGGUUCAUUCUGAAAACAACACAACAAAACAGUCCAUUGAUAUUUUUUAACAAAUGUAUAAGUGCCCAAGUAAUUCACUACAGCCUAAAGCCUUGCCUUUGUAAUUUGACUUCUGAAAUGUUGGCAAUCAAAGCAUGCACUUGUAAUGAUGAAAAAAGCAUUUUAUAUUACUACUCAAUAAAAAUGUGCAUGAACUUAAAGAACUCUC
This is a messenger RNA of Dromiciops gliroides (monito del monte), 3573 nucleotides long. RefSeq names its product protein phosphatase 3 catalytic subunit alpha (gene PPP3CA). Gene Ontology annotation, molecular function: calmodulin-dependent protein phosphatase activity; calmodulin binding. The transcript has 14 exons. Bases 372 to 1937 code for a protein of 521 amino acids. NCBI's taxonomy places the organism in Eukaryota, Metazoa, Chordata, Mammalia, Microbiotheria, Microbiotheriidae. The record is from RefSeq and is a predicted model, not a curated record. Gene Ontology annotation, cellular component: cytosol; cytoplasm; calcineurin complex. Gene Ontology annotation, biological process: calcineurin-NFAT signaling cascade.